AUUAGGCAAUGCUAAUCUUCUGCGUUCCAUUCCUUAGAGAUAGGGUAGGGUACUUGUGUUUACGGUAAGAUUUCUGGUAGUUCGUUGUCGUUUAAUUCAUGUCCCAGCUCAACUGUAGAAAAACUAGAUAGAAGUAUAAGAAAAGUGGUUUUCUGUAACGUUCAAGAGUAGGAAAGCUGAGCAUUAAUUACUCAUUUUUGGGUGAAAAGUUCGGCAAACUUUGGUCGUCAUGGCGGACACGGAGAGAAGACGUCCUAUGAUCGGAGCUAUGUUCCGUGGCCCGGGACCCGCUGCUUAUGUUUUACCAGGAUCUACAGGUUACAUUGGACAUGAUUGUACGAAAUACAAGAAACCAGCCUUCAGUUUUGGCGCAAGAACGUGGAAAAAUCAACAGUUGACAGGACCUGGUCCUAAAUACAAAAUAGAAGAUGUUACGCGAUUCGGAAUGGAAGGGACACCGAAGUAUACUCUCCAUUCGCGAACAAACUUGCAAGGGAAAUUUCAAACGCCGGCUCCUUGGGAUUACAAGGCAGAGAAAAAGCCAGUAUUUAAACAUGCCUUUCCCCCGCAAUAUUCCUUUGGUUUGCGCACUCCAUACGGAAAGCAGGACAACAACCCAGCCCCGAAUAAUUACAACAUGCCAUCAAUAAUUGGUCCUAAGGCCGUAGGAAAGAAGUCUUCAGCUGCUUUCUCUAUGACAAGUAGAUCAAAGAUUGGAAGUUUUCAUGAGGAUUUGCAGAAGACUCCUGGACCAGGCACAUAUAAAGUGACUGAUCCAAAUAUCUACAGGAACAGGAAGCCCAUAUUUUCCAUGACAGCUCGUAACAAUGCACCUGGUGACCGAACCCUAAAACCAGGACCUGGAGCCCACAGACCUGAACUGUGCUAUGCUACAUUCAAAAGACAACCCUCUUUUCACUUUGGCCAGAGGUGGUCUGAGUAUGUUGCACCACUGAUUGUGGAUCCUAUUGAUUAACGGAGAUUUUUAGCUGGUAGCAGCCAUAUUGUUUGUGCCUGCCAACUCUGAGUCAAGCAGAUCAGAAAAUGUUCAUUUCAUGUCAGUUCAAUGGCCUUCCUGAUUAAUAGCUCAUAGAUGUCACAAACAUUUAUGUUAUUCUGUAAAUGGUUUGAACCUUGGGGUACAUUUUUAUUUUGUGAUUAUCAUCUAGGUAAGGGCAGUCCUGAGAAGGACUGUUGUCAGUAGUAGGGAAUGAGAUUUUGACAACCAAAGUGGAAGUAAUCAUUAUUUUGUUAUUACAGUCUUGAUAG
Molecule: messenger RNA, 1269 nt
Organism: Pocillopora damicornis (cauliflower coral)
Lineage: Eukaryota; Metazoa; Cnidaria; Anthozoa; Scleractinia; Pocilloporidae
Product: ciliary microtubule associated protein 1A
Cellular component (GO): cytoskeleton
Source: RefSeq, a predicted model, not a curated record